Molecule: messenger RNA, 5015 nt
Organism: Bufo gargarizans (Asiatic toad)
Lineage: Eukaryota; Metazoa; Chordata; Amphibia; Anura; Bufonidae
Gene: KTN1
Product: kinectin 1
Exons: 48
Coding region: 180-4481 (1433 amino acids)
Biological process (GO): protein transport; microtubule-based movement
Cellular component (GO): endoplasmic reticulum membrane
Molecular function (GO): kinesin binding
Source: RefSeq, a predicted model, not a curated record
UGCAGCUGCCGGGCCGGCUCCUCCCCCCGCCUCUCCCCGUCCUCCCCCUCCUCUCCUCCCGUGUAGGGAUCUGUAUGUGAUCGGGGACCGGCCGCACAUCCAGCGCUCGGCAGGCCGGAGGGAGUGUGAGCAGCGGCCCGGGACAGAAAGAAGACCUGCACAACGUUAAAGAAAGCACAAUGGAGUUUUACGAGCAUUUUCUUAUCCUGGUCCCACUGGUGGUCAUCCUGGUCAGCGUCCUCUUCUUCUGCCUCUUCAUGAAAGAGACUUCUUACGACGAGGUUCUUGCAAAACAGAAGAAGGACCUGAAACUUCCCCCCGCCAAGAUAGACAAAAAGAAAACGGACAAAAAAAAGAACAAGAAAAAAGAAACCCAAAACGGGAACCUUCACGAGUCCGACUCCGAAGCGGCUAUACGGGACUUUGACCUGGGAGACGCUUUGUCCAGCGAAGAAGAACACGUUGUCCCCACUUCUGUCAUCCCGGCGGAGAACUCUACCAAUGUAAGAGAGCGGAAGAAGAAGGACAAGAAGCAGGCUAAGCCGGCGGUGGAUGAGCAUGUCAACAAAGAAGUCAAUGGGACGAAGACUCCCGUGAAGAAACCGGAACCGGUGCCUGUAACCAAGCAGCCGACGCCGCCACCACCACCACCGCCUACUGAUACUACUGCACCCAAGAAAAAGCAGGGGCAGAAAAAGCAGAAGAACGGACAAGAUGACGUCCCCAUCUCUCCAGAGCCAAAAGCUGAACAAGUGGUGCCUUCUAAGAAGCCGGAAUCUGUCAUCCCCUUGGCUGAGGUGAAGCCUCAGGAAUCUCAAUCUGGAUCUGGGAAGAAGACUGCACCAAAAAAGAGGCAGAAAGUAGAAAGUGUUCCGCCUUUGGUAGAUGAGCCGCUGAUUCAGAAAGCCGUAUACAUCCCCCUGAUGGACAACUCGGAGCCGCCAGUGAUGGAGAAGAAGGAUGUAGCCAGCUUGCAGAAAGCGUCAGUUCCCGAGGUAGUUCAGAAGAGUGGGGGCAAGAAAGGGAAGAAUGUUGCAGAGAAAGUUGAGCGCAAAGAAAAUGCAGAGGUGAAGUUUAAAGAUUUAGUGUCGACCAUGAAGAACCUGAUUUUCUCAGAUGAUGAGGCCAUGUCCGUGGUGGACAUGCUGAAAGUUAAGUCCAGUUCUGUGCAGGCCAUGGUCAACAAGGCAAAUAAGGGAGAUUCUGCCGCAUUACUUCAGUUACAGGAAAAGGAAAAGUUGCUUUCUGUUGUUAGAGAUGAAGCCGCAUUGAUGAAGGACCAGUGCCGGCAACUCUCACAGGAACUGGUAGCAGAAAAGCAAAAAUCCAACUUGGUGGAAGCCAAAGCAAGAGAACGUAUCGGCCUGCUGGAGAAAGACCAUGCUACUCUCCAAUCCAAGAUCCAUACCAGUUAUCAGGAAGCUCAAAAUAUGCAGCUCAAGUUUCAGAAGGUCCACGAGCAGCUGGAGGGUCAAAUUGCCCACCUGAAGCAGGAGAACGGAAUAUUAAGAGAUGCUGUGAGCUCGGCCACCAACCAGAUGGAAAGCAAGCAAUCUAAUGAGCUUAUUAAGCUUCGUCAGGACUAUGCCCGGCUCGUCAAAGAACUGAAUGAUAAGAACAGUAGCUUGGCACAAGAGGAGCUGCAGAAGAAGAACCACGAGCAGACAAUCGGUGGACUGAAGGCUCAGAUACAAGAGUCAGAGAGGAGACGGGAAGAAGUGGAGAGCUACCUGAGGAAAAGGAUGUCCGAUUUAGAAAUGGGCCAGCAAGAUUUGCAGGGGAAGCUCAUGUCCAAGGAGGCUGAAGUCCAGAGCUUGCACAGCAAACUGACAGACACCAUUGUGACCAACCAGCAGCUGGAGCAGAGAAUCAUGCAGCUUAUGGAUGAAGGGCAGGGCGACAGCCUUCAGAUGCAGGUGCAGGAUUUAAUGAAGCAAAAUGAAGCCCUCAAUGUUCAAAUGCAGAAAUACCAUUCGCAGAUGCAGGCGCAGUCUUCUGCUUCAGUUUUAGUCGAUGAACUACAGAAAAAGGUUAUGGAGAAGGAAAUAGAAGUAAAACAGAUAGAAGAUUCCUUGGCUCUUGAACGGGCUAAUUUUGCAAACAGUGGAGAAGAACUCAAGGACCUUAAAAAACAUAAUGAGUCUCUGAAUAUUCAAAUACAGAAGUACAUUGCUCAAAUGCAAGUCCAGGCUUCGGCAUCCGUCAUUGCUGAACAACUACAGAAAACCAUUGAAGAAAAAGACAAGGAGAUAAGACAGGUGAAAGAUGCCGUUGCACUUGAACAGGCCAAUUUUGCCAACAGUGGAGAGGAACUAAAGACACUACAGAGAGAAAACAUAUCACUGAAGGCCGAGCUACAGAGGAUUCAGACUGACAAGAGUGAACAGUCCGCUGCUGCUCAAACUCUGAAACAAUUGGAAAAGAGCAUUGUGGACGACCAGAUCAAAGAUCUGCAGGAGAGACUUGAGGCUGAGCUUGUGAAAGUGGCCAGCACCAUCGAGGAGCAGAAGUCUCUACAAAAUCGGAAUAAUGAAUUGCAGGAACAGGUGCGGAAGCUGCAGGAACAGUCCCAAGACCAGACACCUAAAGAAGUGCUUGUUCAGAUUGAGAAGAGCGUGCAAGAAAAGGAUGAGAAAAUCAAAACCAUUGAGGAGUUGCUGGAAGCUGGACUCAUAGAGGUUGCAAAUAAAGAAGAAGAUUUGCGGUCGCUGAGGGAUGAAAAUGCGUCCUUAAGAAGGCAUCUGCAGAAUCUCGAGGCACAGCACAACGACCAGGUAGCCCUCACAUCUGUGGUUGAAGAUCUGAAAAAUGUGAUCCAUGAAAAGGACGGCCGGAUAAAGUCUGUAGAAGAUCUCCUACAGGCCGAGCAGCUAAAGGCGGACAAGGAGGGGAGGACUGUACAGGAAUUGACUAAAGAAAUAGAAGCCCUGAAGGAAGCGUUGGCAAGUAGCCGGCUUGAGAAGGCUGAACAGGUCUCUACUACUACACAAGUUCAGGAACUUCAAAACCAAUUGAAGGGCAAGGAGGAGAGCUUCAAGGUGAUGGAGGAACGGUUCAAUGAACGCCAGCAGGUGGUCCUAGAGAAGGAGAGGCAGAUUGAGGAUCUACGAAAAGAAAGUCAACAGCUGAAAAUCCAUAUUGAAGAAGCCAAGCAAAAUUACUCGCAGCAAGACUCAUCGUCAGCAGGAGUGCAAGAUCUUCAGAGAAUAGUAGAACAACAGAAUGAAAAAAUUAAGAACAUGGAAGCAGCACUUUCGGAGAGGGAAGCAAGUAUAACCAUCACAACUCAGGAAUUAACGGGUCUGAAAAAAGAAAAUGAAAUUUUGAAAAUUCAGGCCUGUGAACUACAAAAGAAGCAUGAUCAACAACUGCGGCAGGUUUCUUCAGUUGCUAAAAAUGAAGAAUUAAUAGCGUUGGUUGCAAAGAAAGACAAGUACAUAACGGAGCUGCUCGCCGAGCUAGAAGUUCAAAAAUCGGCAGUGGAGCAGCAAAGGAAGAAGAACAAUGACCUUCGGGAGAAAAACUGGAAAGCAAUGGAGGCAUUGGCAUCAACUGAAAAAAUGCUACAAGAGAGAGUCGGCAAGACCGCCAAGGAGAGACAGCAGAACACGGGGGACAAUGAGGCCCGGGAAAUCCUGCAGAAGAUCUUCCCAAAUGUGUCUGUUUCUGCUAGUUUGAGGCAUUGCGAAUGGAUCCAAGAGUUUGAGAAGGUGGCAAAAGUCUGUUUGAAUGAAAGUGGAGGCGGCGAGCAGGUUAAAGCGUUGGAGCAGAGACUGAAGGAAGGGGAGGAAAUCCAUACGUUGUUGCAGCUGGAGUGUGAGAAGUACAAAUCGGUCCUAGCGGAGACGGAAGGAAUUUUACAGAGGUUGCAGCGUAGCGUGGAAGAAGAGGAAGGGCGGUGGAAGGUGAAGCUGGAGGAGUCUCAGAACGAGCUACAAGAGGCAAAGUCAGCCAUUCAUUCAGUGGAGCAGGAGCUGGAAAAACUGAAAAGUCAGGAGUCAGAAAAUUUGUUCAAAGAGAAGGAACAUUUGGAAACAGAGCUUGAAAAGGCAGAAAAUGAGAGGUCGACUUAUGUGUCUGAAGUACGAGAGCUGAAAGAUCUGUUGACUGAGUUGCGGAGAAAGCUUGACGAUUCAUAUUCAGAGGCAGUAAGGCAGAAUGAAGAGCUGACCUUGCUGAAGACUCAACUGAAUGAAACGUUGCAGAAAUUGGAAGUGGAACAGUCUGAAAGGCAGAAAGUGGCAAGUGACUUACACGAGGCUCAGAAAUCUCUAGAUCUCAUUCAGCUAGAAAUCCUCAAAGGCAACGGUGACUUUAAUGUCAUAGAAAAUAGUGAUAUUUCCCCAGAAUUGGAUGAGCAGCAGAAGAAGGAGAAAAUAUCCUCAAGUUUAAGCCAGAGAGUGACGCAAGUACAGCAGCGCAUUCAGGCGGUGAACCAGCAGCUCACAAAGGGACAAGAACACUUUCAAAUAAUAGGAUGAAGCCACCAAGGGAUUUCUCCAUUGAGGAAGUAGUGGAAGGCAUUGUAAUAAAAAAAAAAAAUUGCCAAAAUUAAAGCCUUAUUUAUGUCUUCACCCUUUCUACUUUGUCAGAAACACUGAACAGAGCGACAUCUUUUCUAAUUCUUGUUAAACUACUGAUUUAAAACAGGACGCUAAUAAUAAAAAUAAAAAAAUUCAAUAAAAUAAAAAAAUUUACAAAAAGUGACGCUCCGCAGACAGUUUAGUUUUAUAGCAAAAUAAAACGGAAUAAAAAAACCCUAUUUGGAUAUUUAGCUCUUUACAUUCCUGAAGCUGCAGUAAAGACGUGUACGUACCUUUUUUCUCUUUUUUUUUUGUUUUAUUUUUUUUUUUGUUCAGUACAGAUUUAUUCAGAAGAUUCAUCUAUGAUAAAGCCGAUGUAUUAAAUAUAUAUCCUUUUAUUACAGACGUUGUACACUGUUUUACUUAAAAUCCACUUUGGGAGUAGAGUUGCAUCUUGAUUUGAACCUCAAAUAAAGCACUCCUUUUUUUUUU